UCAUUAAUGACAGUAUUUUCCAUCUUUGAACUUAUCAAUUUUUAACUGUCUUUUGACAAAUCCUAAUAUUUUGAUGUUUUCUUCCUCAGCAUGUUCUCCUGGUAACUAUGGGCCAGACUGCAAAUUCAAUUGCUCAUGUCAGAAUGGUGGUGUCUGCAGCAAGCUGUCUGGGGCCUGUGAGUGCCCCAAAGGGUUCUAUGGACGAGGCUGUGAACACGAAUGCCCUCCUGGAUUUCAUGGUUUUAAUUGUGCUCAUACCUGUGACUGCCAGAAUGGAGCCAGGUGUGAUGUAGCAAGUGGACAGUGUGUUUGCCCAGCAGGGUUCCAUGGUAACCAUUGUGAGCAAGAAUGUCCACCUGGAACAUUUGGGGACAAUUGUCAACAGUCUUGUGACUGUGAAGGAGAAAGUCCUUGCCACCCAACCACAGGAAAAUGCCUCUGCCCACCAGGGAAGGCAGGAACCAGAUGUGACACAGAAUGCCAGGCAGGCUACUAUGGACCCGACUGCAGGCUACGGUGUGAAUGCUCGCAGGGAGCUCGCUGCAACCCAGUCAAUGGCAGCUGUGCCUGUCCCAGGAGGAGAAUGGGCCCAACCUGUGAGGAGAGGGACUUGCCUCCUCCAUAGCCAAAGACCCACAGUUCUUCCGAAGGUGAAUAGAAUCUCUUCUGCAGCUCCUGACGGUUUUUCGUCGUAACCCUGACGGGAAAAUACACCAGUCCCUGGUCUCCUUCCGACAUGGAGCAUCAGGAAGGGAAAAGGUGACACCUUCAGUUUUCCACCCCUGUGCCCAAUCCUCCAGCCCAACCUGCGAACUUCCUUUCCCUGAAGGACACACUCCAAAAAGAGAAAAGGAAAGGAAAAGAAAAAGUAUUUAUUCAGCAUCCGAACCACAGUAACAUUUGAACUAAUAAAGGGCGCUUUUUAGAAAAUUUGUGCAAGGCAGUAAGUAUUUGAAUUUGGAAGGGAUAACUGCUUCGUACUGCAGGUUGGGCUGCACUGAAAUAUUCACACCUAUUCACUGGAAACCCCAGUGCCCUUAAGUACCUGGAUCCUCUUUAGAAACAGCUAGAAUUUCAUUCAUUUGUUCGCAGAACCUACUUCCUGGUAACUCUGCUGCAGACUUCAAACACACUGCAUUUUGUUUAUGACUUUUAAUGUGGGAGAUUAUUAAGAUUUUAGCCCGUGGAGGAUGGGAUCAGAAUAAAAACAUGACACGCAUGUGAACAGUGAGUCAUGAAAAUGUUAGUGGUGUUUUCCGUCUCCAGCCAGCACACAGGGAAAACAAGGGCAGAGCCGAUAGGGCCAAGACCUGGCUGCCUCUGGGGAUGCUCCGUUUCCCGUAAUUCAGGAAUAAAUUGAAUAGCCUUAAAACCCAAAUUACUCAUCAUUUCCAGCAGCUCCUAGUCUUUUAUAAGGGGAAGAUGGGGCCAGUGUGCUAUGGCUCCCAAGGAGUUUGGAUAUGCGUUUUUCAGAAUCCUGGCUAAUCGUAUUAGUAAAUAAUAACUUUGUCGACUGAAAAUGCUGCUCAAGAAUUUUCAGAAUAAAAACAGAGACUUUGACUAUUGAAAUAAUAUGACUAUGGUUGACUUUUGUGAAAUGACUAGAGUACCUUUUAACAUUCAAAAC
Molecule: messenger RNA, 1627 nt
Organism: Alexandromys fortis (reed vole)
Lineage: Eukaryota; Metazoa; Chordata; Mammalia; Rodentia; Cricetidae
Product: multiple epidermal growth factor-like domains protein 6
Exons: 4
Coding region: 74-625 (183 amino acids)
Biological process (GO): heterophilic cell-cell adhesion
Molecular function (GO): scavenger receptor activity
Source: RefSeq, a predicted model, not a curated record